Messenger RNA from Pseudogymnoascus verrucosus, 2427 nucleotides. RefSeq names its product vacuolar sorting protein VPS33/slp1 (gene SEC1). Gene Ontology annotation, molecular function: syntaxin binding. Lineage: Eukaryota; Fungi; Ascomycota; Leotiomycetes; Thelebolales; Thelebolaceae. Bases 238 to 2427 code for a protein of 729 amino acids. The transcript is spliced from 5 exons. Gene Ontology annotation, biological process: vesicle-mediated transport; intracellular protein transport. The record is from RefSeq and is a predicted model, not a curated record. Gene Ontology annotation, cellular component: secretory granule; plasma membrane.
CUUAUCGCGGGGCUUAGCUCCUGAGAUCGUGAAACCGAAACUCUCCCCACCAGUCUCCCACAGCUGCCCUACAGCUGUUUUGCUUCACUACAGAGAAUACACACAGUAGUAUUCGAUUAUUGCCACCUCGAACUCUUGUUCAACUCUUUAUCCUCAGCCUCGCAAUCGCACAACACACCGCGCGCGCGACCGACCCCAUCGACAGGAAGCUCUGAAGUCGAGCCACCUUUGCCCACGAUGGGCGCUUCAGCAAUUCAGGACCAGCGCGACAUUAUUGUCGGCGCCAUAAAGAACAUAACCCGUGGUGAUUGGAAGGUUUUGGUGGUGGACACCGACAGCAAGAGGAUCCUCGACAAUGUUGUGAAAGAAGAUGACAUUCUCAAUGAAAAUAUUGCAAAUAUCGAGAAGAUCGAGGAUAAGAGGCCGCCGAACCCGGACAUGGAUGCGAUAUACCUCUUGUCGCCAGAAUCGCAUAUUGUCGACUGCUUGUUGGCCGACUUUUCGCGCCGGCGAUACAAAAAAUCAUACUUGGUGUGGACAGCUUUGUUGGAUCCUACGAUUCGGAGGCGCAUUGACAACUCGGCCGAGGCCCAACAACAGCUUGCUGGGUUCGAAACAUUGUCUAUAGACUACUUCCCACGAGAAUCCCGCCUGGUUACGUUUCGCGACCCAUGGAGUUUCCCCAUUCUAUACCACCCGGCAUGUAAUAAUGUCGUUGCUGCACAUAUGCAAACCCUGGCGCAAAAGAUAGCUGGUGUGUGCAUCUCGCUGGGAGAAUAUCCAAUUGUUAGAUAUUAUAAACCAAAAGCGCCAACGCAUGAAGCAAGUGUGCUAUGCUCCCACCUCGCACGAUUUGUGCAGGACGAACUAGAUGCAUACGCAAAGUUUCAUACAAACUUCCCUCCUCCAUCGAACCGACAGCAAGGCGUCCUUAUUGUCACCGACAGGUCCAUGGACUUGGUUGCCCCUCUUAUUCACGAAUUCACAUAUCAGGCCAUGGCACACGACCUACUUCCCAUAAGAGAAGGCGAUAAGAUUAUGUAUAAGACGACCGUUAAUCAAGGAGAGCCUGGCGAAGAAGAGAAAGACAUGGAGAUUGGAGAGAACGAUGACAUAUGGGUCAGGAACAGGCACACGCAUAUGAAAGAUACUAUCGAAAGGCUUAUGGGCGAUUUCCAAAAGUUCAUUAGCGAAAACCCUCACUUUACGAAUCAAUCAGGUGAUGCGACGAGUCUGAAUGCUAUCAAAGAUAUGUUGGCAGGGCUACCGCAGUUCCAGAACCUGAAGGACGCAUAUUCACUACAUUUAUCCAUGGCACAAGAGUGCAUGAACAUAUUCCAAAACCACAAACUGCCCGAUAUUGCUUCGGUCGAACAAUCACUGGCCACAGGCCUCGACGAAGACUACCGAAAACCGAAGAAUCUCGCAGACCAGGUCAUUCGCCUUCUCGACGAUGAAAGCAUAUCCUCACCUGACCGCCUGCGCCUCAUCGCCCUAUACAUCAUCUACUCCGACGGCAUCGUCUUUGAGGACAUCCCCCGCCUCAUCGCGCACGCCUCCCUCCCCUCCACCAACAUGGAAACAAUCACCAACCUCGAGCUCCUCGGCGCCCGCACCACCCGUCCCCUCAAAGAAACCCGCCACCCGCACGCGCCCCUUUUCCCACGCAAGACCGCCCCCACCGCCGCUAAUGAGGACUACGCGCUCUCCCGCUUCGAACCCGCCCUCAAACUCCUCCUCGAAGAAGUCGCCCGCGGUCCGCUUGACCCGGCCCUCUUCCCUUACACCAAGCCGCCGAUACAGAGCGACUAUGACCAAAACGCCAAUGUCAACGCGUCGCUCCGCUCUGCGAAACCUACGUGGGCGCAGAACAGGAGGAGCGUGCACGAGUCCAAACAGCGCGUUAUCGUGUUCAUGGCUGGUGGCGCAACGUACUCGGAAUCCCGAGCCUGCUACGAGAUCACGAAGAACAGCAAUCGCGAUGUUAUGCUCGUGACGAGUCACAUGCUGACUCCAGCGUUGUUCUUGCGCCAGGUCACGGAUCUGUCGGUUGAUAGGCGCCAGUUGGGUCUUCCCGCAGACCAGCCGAAGAAGAUGGCCCCAUCGCAUUUAUUCGAGCGGCCUACACCAUCGCCGUCACCUUCGCCGUCGCCGCACGGGGGGCUACCCGCGGGACCGGCUGGGGGCAGGGGAGGUCCGUCACCACGGCCGCCGCUGCCGUCAUCGCAGAGCAGUGGGAGUAGGAAGCCCGUGGAGCCACCGUCGGGGAAGAUGGGAUCGAUGUCUUUGAAUUCUGGGAACGGGCAGAAUGGCGGGUCGAAGGGGGCGUCGCCAGUUGCACAGGCAGGGAAGCUGGAGAAGAAGAGUAAAUAUGAUGAGGAUGGGAAGGAGAAGAAGAAGCGGGGAUUUUUUAGCUCGAAGAAGUAG